AUGUGUCGCGACGGAGACCUCGUCGAUGUGUCCCUGUGGUGCGAAGGUCGCAGGAUACGCGCCCAUAAAGCUUUGCUGGCCGCAUGUAGUCCUUACUUUAAAACCGUGUUCAAGGAAAACCCGUCCCAACAUCCGGAUAUUAUCUUCCACAACGUUCGUUACAGCGACCUAGCGGCGAUCGUAGAGUAUAUUUAUCAUGGAGAGUUGAUGAUUGCUCAUGAUCAACUGAUGUCGUUUUUGCACACCGCCAAAACGCUAUCGAUUCGGGGUCUGGUGGAUGCUUCGAAAGAGCCCCAACCGCCGCAGCACACGGUGUGGUCUUCUAGUUCGACGUCCCAGCAACAAAACCUAAUACUGACAUCACCGAUGCUGUCUGAGAAGAAUAAUGUAACACAGUACCCAACAUCGAGUUCCGUAUCACUAGAUCACCAACAACAGCCAACGAUUGCCGAAAUGCAAGCUGCGCCGCAACUCCGACAGCAGGAGCAAACACCGCUACUAUCACACCAAGUACAGGAUGAGGUACAGCAACUCCCACAAGAUAUACAACAAGAACAGGAAUCGCAGCAAUUGAUGCAAGAGAUGGACGUUCAAACUCAACAAGAAUGUCAGGAGCAGAUAAUGCAGUGCAACACGAUGCAGACAGUGCAAACGAUGGAAACGAUAGAAGCAAAUCCACAGGAGCCCACCAAUGAAAUAGUGGGUGCUACGAGGACGACAUUAACCGACGAGAUAAGGGAGCAGCACAAUAGCGAGAAUUCGAAUCUGGAUGAGGGUGAGCAUCUAUUUUCAUAA
Messenger RNA from Anopheles aquasalis, 795 nucleotides. RefSeq names its product modifier of mdg4-like. Gene Ontology annotation, cellular component: nucleus. The record is from RefSeq and is a predicted model, not a curated record. Lineage: Eukaryota; Metazoa; Arthropoda; Insecta; Diptera; Culicidae. Gene Ontology annotation, molecular function: protein binding. Gene Ontology annotation, biological process: regulation of transcription by RNA polymerase II.